Molecule: messenger RNA, 4716 nt
Organism: Sinocyclocheilus anshuiensis
Lineage: Eukaryota; Metazoa; Chordata; Actinopteri; Cypriniformes; Cyprinidae
Product: voltage-dependent calcium channel beta subunit-associated regulatory protein-like
Exons: 10
Coding region: 278-2863 (861 amino acids)
Biological process (GO): negative regulation of calcium ion-dependent exocytosis; negative regulation of voltage-gated calcium channel activity
Cellular component (GO): plasma membrane; secretory granule
Molecular function (GO): transmembrane transporter binding
Source: RefSeq, a predicted model, not a curated record
AGUGAGCCCAGGCCGCAUGGGGAUGCCCGUUACUGAGCAUUUUUCACUGACUCAAAUGGGGAUGACCUCAUUUCCAUAACAUCAGGAGAGGACUAGGGCGUGAUAGACACUUCUGAUAAGUAACGCUGUACCUCACUUUGACGUCACGGUCUGCGCUCCUCACUGGGCGAUGGGAGAGUGGGUGUGUUUAACGGGGGACUUCAUUCAUAAAUACAAAAAGAUUUAAAAGCCCGAAUUAAAGAGAAGAUCGGGGAAUCGUUUGCGAGCGUUUUGUCUCAUGGACCACGUGAAUUAUAGGGGGACACUCUCUCUGGCUUGGACCAUGAGCAAUGAGUCUGCCAUAUGGACAAACCAGAACAGAACUUACCCCACCGACGUCCCGCUGUCAUCAGGGACACAGAAUGGCUAUGUCCUCCUGCUGGUCCUCUUGUCCAUCUUUGUCGGGGGGACACUGGUCCUGCUCUCUGUCCUUCUGAUUGUCUGUCGCCGUUGUUGUGAAGGGGACAGACGCCAUGCAUGGGUCAUUGUUUGCCUCAGGGCUAGCGAUGACACCGAGAAAAGUAAUACCAGCUAUAUUGAGGAGGGCCAGCCAGUGCACGAGAUUACGAUUCGCGUCGAUGAGUCAGAUUGCCUGUCGGCAGCCAGCUCCCACGACAUGGAGACAGAGCGUUUCCUCUCCACGGGCACAACCGGCCGCCGGGUGUCCUUCAACGAAGCAGCGCUCUUCGAUCACAGCAAGAAAACACAGGAGAAGGGUCGAAGCACCAUCCACGAGUGUGAGUCAUCAGAGAACAGUAUUGCCAUGACAACGCGCCCCGUCGCUAAAUCCAGCCUCUCAGUUUUUCAGCCACCAGUAUUUUCACUGCCCCAGACUGCCCUGACCAACCGGAGUCUCAGUCCCAGCUCUGCCCUUCCUGGCGACGCUCUCAAUUCCACUGUGGACACGACAUUCUUUGAGAGCAUCACAGCGGCCGGUCCUGAGCUGUCCAGCCCGUGUCUAAUGGAGGUCAGAGGAGGAGUCAGGAGGAGCACAGGCAUCAUGGGUAACGGUAGAGAGUGUGCGUCGGCCUCAUCCAUGGCCCUGUCCUCCUCUGGCGGGGCCCCACAGGGCCCCAUGCUGCAGUUCUUCACCAAGCUCCGCCGACACGCCAGCCUGGAGGGAGCGAGUCCCUACUUCAAGAUCAAGAAGUGGAAGUUCGACAGCAGCCAGAGAGCUUCAAGUCUAGACAUGAGAGGUUCCCCCAAGCGGAGGCAGUUCCAGCGGCAGCGUGCAGCCAGCGAGAGCAUGGACCAGGAGGAGCAUGACGGCCAUCACAUCGACCUCAUCCAGUACAUCGCUCGCACCAAGGAUGUCACCUACUGCCACACCCGGCUUAGUCCACGUCUUCUCCCCCCCAUUUCCACACCCCCACCCUCCCUCGGCAGGUUAGAGGUGGAGGUGAUGGUGGAGCCCAGCUGCAGCAGAGCGAUGGGUCCCGGGGUGAUCGGCCUCACCUCUGAGUCCCCGCAAGAGAGUCUUGGAAUGGGCUACCAUCAGGAGAGCUUAGAACCUCAGACCUUGUACCGUGAUAUCUGGACUCUUCGAGCCUCUCUCGAGCGGUAUGUCUCGUCCGACCAGAGCAGCAACAACGACAAAGACUCUGUCCGUAGUGACGCAGACAGCGUGUGCUCUUUAGGGGGUAAGACCGAGAUAGGAGGGCUGCCUAGGUACCCCUCGCAGGAUAUUGGGGAUGAGAUGGAGGGGGAUGCGGACGUGCCUCUAGAUGAGGGAUCGGAGAAUGGUCGCAAACAGGAUAGUGUCGAUUCUGAAAGGGGAAGUGACGGGGAGCCAGGAAACCGCAAGCUGCUCCAAAUGGACAGCGGUUAUGCCUCGAUAGAAGCACCUUCGCGUGCUCCCGAGGAGUUGCGACUGUUUGGUAGCAGCAGUAGCAGUAAGGACGGCUCUGCCGUGGAGCGCAGGCACUUCUUCAGUUCUGGUCGCAAAAGGACCGUGUGCGAGAGCUUCGACACGGACAUCUUCGACGAAGAACUCGAAGAGGAACCUGCGGGUGCCAGCAGCGGUGUGGAUGGAGUGGAAACGGACGAGAGCACCAUGCCGUGGUCCCCCUAUAGCCAGAUGUUCACUCAACACGACGUUCAACCUCAUCCCCCCGUCCUUUCCCGGCGUGACUACAGCAUCGAUGAGAAAACCGACGCACUUUUCCACGAGUUCUUGCGGCACGACCCGCAGUUCGAUCAGCAGGAGUCUCCGCUGCACUCCAAGCAUCGUUCCCGGGUGCACCUGCGUAAGCAGUGGCAGCGCUCCAAACAGUACAGCGACCCCGGCCAGCGCUUCCAAUCCUCUUUUGACCGGUACCGCACUCCUCUCCGACGCGGUGAAACUGUCAACUACCCUCUAGAGACUAGCUACCACAGCACACUCCCACGAAUCAUUAGUGCACCUGACGAAGAGAGCAGCGAAGGUGCAACAAGUACACCCGAGACACCCAAGGCAGAUCAGGAUACCGCUACUGAUGUGGAUCCCGACAAGAUAAGAAUAUCUUCCAGCACCGAAAGCAGCGGAACCAUCAAUGAAAAGGAAGCCCUCGAGGCAUCGCAGCCCCCUCCAAUGACUGACAUUGCUGGAGAGCAAUCGCUGGGCCGGGAGAACUCUAGGCAAACAUUGCCACCGCCUGAGCCUUCUGAUGAACAUACACCCAAAUGUACAAGCUAUGGCCCACAGACAAUCACAGAAGAGCUGAGAGACAAGCUAGCGGCAACACUCGAAGAGCGGCUGUACUCGGAUCUCCGCAGGACCAGGGAACUGCCCGAGUGUAGUGCAGUGACUGUGACCUACACAUCGCCCGAUCACAGUCCAGUGUAGCAUGUGGCUCCCUUCAUCUCCUCGUGCAAGAACACUUUGUGGCAACUACAGGUCCAAAGUUUUGAUUGACAUUGGCUCUGACAUUGGACAUUGGAACAGGUUUGCUUUGGUCAUUUAAAUGGCAUUGAAAUCAUUCUCAUUAUGUCCUAGACCAGUGGUGUAGAGACAUUUCUUCCAUGCUCAGUGUUAAAUAAAUGGCAAUUAAGGCUCAUACCUCAUGUUGCUCAAUGCACCAAGUCUUAAACAAAUGAAAUGUCAAAGUCUGUUAUUAUAGCUCUCCAUUUAGCUACUUGUUGACUUCAAAAGCCAAUAUUUUCUCUGCACUAGGUAAUCCACUGUGAAAUUGGGUGCUAUUAGAUUAAAGAUUGAUUAUAUUUGUGAUUGCAUGACUUAUAUUGCAAUGCUGCCUAUCCGGAUGUCUGUUCAUGACCCAAAUCAAUAUUAUUUUCUUUUACUUGUUUUUAAAUGUACAAGCUAGCCCUCCGUUCGGUUAUUAUGUUUUGUUUCUGAAGUUGUAAAAUACUCAGUACUACUUAUUAUUAGCAUCUGGGAUUUUGUUGUGUGGUUGAACCUGCUUUAAGAUUUUAGAAAAAAAUGCUAUAAAUUAUAAAUCAUAAUUGGAAUAAACUUUAGAAAUUUCCUUGUAUGGGUAGACAUGUCUGAUUACGUCACAUAACUCGUAUUUCAAAAACAACAGCAUAUCUGAAACACCAUGGCACUGGGCCAGUUCCUAAGCAAACAUAAGUCUUUUCCCUUUUAAGUUCACAGUGUUUAUAAUUUGGGUUAAAUAAAAUGGGAUUAGUUGCACUGCACUACAUCACUAGCCGUGUUAGCUUGGUCCCCACCAACACGUUUCCAAUCCAUUAUUAAGUGUCCUUGUCAUUUAAUAGUGUUAUUUUACCAUUGAAUACUGAAUGGCUAAAAUUGCCUCUUUGUGAGAUACUGUAAUUUUAUGACCAUUGAAUUAUUAUUUUCUAUUAUAAGCUUUUCAUCUUUUAAGUGUAUCAUUUGUUCUGUAUCGUUGAUCAUAUCUGCGAGAAUGAGAAAAAGACAGAAUGAUUUUUGAGUAUACAGUGGCAAACUGUUGUCAGGUAUUACCAAGAUAAAACAUUAAAACACUGUAAGCAACAGUUGGGAAAACGGGGAAAGAAAAGACAGUCCUGCAAAAUAAUGAUCACAGAUAUGCCUCUCCAAGGGUUUGAAUCAGGCCUGAAAUUUUUUAAAGAAUUUCAUUGUGAGAAGGGCAUGCCUUUUCUUGCAUGUAUUUCCCGAAAUGAGCUCUGUGUGUUCGUUAACAUUAUUUUUAUGUGAAAAUUACCAAGACAAGAAUCCCUAGAGGUGGAUGACUGCACAUGCUGCCUUUGUACAGAAGCGUUAUUUAAAAUAAUUUAAAGCAAAUCCCACUGCCCAGCAUAAGCAACUGUUGAAUCUCGGUACAAAUGCCACCAUUCACGUUGAUUUGAAUUAUUCCAAUAAAAUGGGAUUCUAGUAUUCCUGUCUGUCAGCUCACAGUAUGGGUUGCAUUCUGUAUUGAUCAUUAUGGGUUUGAUCUUCUUGGAAGCAUGCAAACAAAAGGUUGUCUUUGGCAGAUUCUCAAUUGUGAUGUGUUGGAAAGUCUAUCUUUGUGAAAUCUGAGCGAAAAGGCCAUUGGUGAUAGAGGCUCUUGAUGUAAUGAAGAAAAACCUUGGGUAGCAUCCACAGGUCUUGUCUAUGAAGGCUCACAUUGUUUUGUGGCCUUUUAGGGUGAUUGUUUGAAACGUACUGACCAUCUCACAUGAUUACUAUGGUGCCUUCCUGUGUGUUUAACAUUUAAUGGGAUAGUUCACCCCCAAAAAAAGUCCAUACAGUGAAAG